AUGGUGCUCAAGUCUACAACCGCCAACAACGUUUCGGUGUACCAGAUUUCCGGUACAAAUGUGGCCAGGUCGUUGCCGGACUGGAUUGCUCGGAAACGGAAACGGGCGCUCAAAAACGACCUCGAUUACCAGAACCGUGUGGAGCUGAUCCAGGACUUUGAGUUCAGCGAGGCCUCGAACCGCAUCCGGGUCACCAAGGACGGCAAGUACGCCAUGGCCACGGGAACAUACAAGCCGCAAAUUCACGUGUACGAUUUUGCGAACCUGUCGAUGAAGUUUGAGCGGCACACCGACUGCGAGAACGUGGAUUUUGUUCUUCUCAGUAAUGACUGGACAAAGUCGAUUCAUCUGCAGAACGACCGGUCGAUCGAGUUCCAGGUGAAGGGUGAGAUGCAUUACAGAACGCGGGUGCCGAAGUUUGGCAGAACUCUGGCGUACAACGACGUGAACUGCGACCUUUACGUGGGAGCUGCCGGGAACGAGAUCUACCGGCUGAAUUUGGAGCAGGGCCGGUUUUUGCAGCCUUUUGAGGUGGAGAGUGAGACCGGUGUGAAUAUCGUGGACAUCAACGAUGUUCACGGACUGGUUGGAGCUGGUCUGGAGGACGGCACGGUGGAGUUCUGGGACCCCAGAGCGCGGCAGCGGGUGGUGAAGAUGCAGGUCGUGGACGGGGCAGACAGCUCCAGCACGCAGGUGACGGCGUUCAAGUUCCGUAACGACGGGCUGAACAUGGCCGUGGGCACGUCGAACGGCAUCUCGCUGCUGUACGAUCUGCGUCGGUCGCAGCCGUUGAUGACCAAGGACCAAGGUUAUGGGUUCCCAAUUAACAAGAUAACUUGGCUCGACGAUAACUCGAGUGUGAGCAACAAAAUCAUGACAUCGGACAGAAAAAUCGCCAAGAUCUGGGACAGAAACGACGGAGACCUGUUUGCCAGCAUGGAGCCCAGCGUCGACAUCAACGACGUUGAAUACAUUCCGGACUCGGGCAUGUUUUUCAUGGCCAACGAAUCCAUUCCUAUGCACACAUACUAUAUUCCUGCUUUGGGACCUGCUCCCAAAUGGUGUUCGUUCCUGGACAACAUUACCGAGGAGCUCGAGGAAAAGCCCUCGGACACAGUGUACUCGAACUACAGAUUCAUCACCAAGCAGGACGUUGCGCGGCUCAAUAUCUCGCAUCUUAUUGGGACCAAAGUUAUGCGUGCUUACAUGCACGGUUAUUUCAUCGAUACAGAGCUGUACGAUAAGGUGAACCUGAUCGCCAAUCCGAACUCGAUCCAGGACCAGCGGGAGCGCGAGAUCAAGAAGCGUCUCGAGAAAGAGAGAGAGUCGCGGAUCCGCAGCACAGGAGCCAUCACCAACACCAAAAUCAAGGUCAACAAGGAUUAUGCUACCAAAUUGGGCCAGAAGCUUGGUGCAGAGACUGCGGAAGGUGUUGUCAACGACGACCGUUUCAAGGAGAUGUUCGAAGACCCUAUGUUCCAGAUUGAUGAGGAGUCUCACGAUUACAAGCAGUUGAACCCGGUGCAAGGGUCGAAGCCACUGACGGCUGCCGAGGAGUCGGACGAGGAGAGAAUGAAGCCGGAGAACUCUGACGAAAGCGAGAGCGAGAGUGAGGACGAGAGCGAAACCGAAAGCGAGGACGAGGCCACUGUCCAGAAGCGCAAGGAGAUCCAGAAGAAGCAGGACCAGCGACUCAGACAGGAGCUCGAGAAGGAGGAGUAUCUGAAGAGUUUGCAGACCGUUUCUAUGAAACCACUGGACGCUGCUGCAGAGCUGAACGGCAAGACUGACGGCAAGAGUUUGUCGUUCGGAAAACGGCUGAACGAGGCCAAUAAGUCGCGCGAGGAGCACAGAGCAGAGAAGCAGGGCGUGCGGAUGCACAAGAACGUGCAGGGCGACGCUGAGAUCAGCUACGUGCCGCAGAAAAAGAAGAAGGUGGUGCGUAUCGAGAGCACCGAGUCCAGAGGCAAGACCAAGCAGAACUACGAGGGUAGAAGACGUGCCAGUAAAAACGCAUUCAGAGGCAUGUAG
Ogataea philodendri is the source of this 2031-nucleotide messenger RNA. RefSeq lists its product as uncharacterized. Gene Ontology annotation, cellular component: 90S preribosome; nucleus; small-subunit processome. NCBI's taxonomy places the organism in Eukaryota, Fungi, Ascomycota, Pichiomycetes, Pichiales, Pichiaceae. Gene Ontology annotation, biological process: maturation of SSU-rRNA from tricistronic rRNA transcript (SSU-rRNA, 5.8S rRNA, LSU-rRNA). The record is from RefSeq and is a predicted model, not a curated record. Bases 1 to 2031 code for a protein of 676 amino acids. The transcript has a single exon. Gene Ontology annotation, molecular function: protein binding.